Molecule: messenger RNA, 4129 nt
Organism: Chinchilla lanigera (long-tailed chinchilla)
Lineage: Eukaryota; Metazoa; Chordata; Mammalia; Rodentia; Chinchillidae
Gene: Tcaf2
Product: TRPM8 channel-associated factor 2
Exons: 8
Coding region: 101-2860 (919 amino acids)
Biological process (GO): negative regulation of anion channel activity
Source: RefSeq, a predicted model, not a curated record
GGAAAUCCUCUCUGCGUCCCAGCAAAGCCAGUCCCCGGGGACCCCUGCUGGCGAAGUGUGAGUUUUUCAGUCGCGCGUGUGCUGGGCCGCAGAUAGAACCAUGGCGACAACUCCCUCCGAUGCGUUCCAGGCCCUCAUGAAUGGAGUGACAAGCUGGGAUCUUCCCAAAGGCCCUAUCCCCAGUGAACUCCUUCUUACUGGGGAGGCCUCCUUCCCCGUGAUGGUGAAUGGCAAGGGCCAGGUGCUCAUUGCUGCCUCCUCCUAUGGCCAGGGCCGCCUUGUUGUCGUAUCCCACGAAGGCUACUUGUUGCAUGCUGGCUUGGCUCCAUUUCUUGUCAAUGCAGUGGGCUGGCUCCAUCUCUCCCCUGAGGCUCCCAUUGGGGUGCACCCAUCCCUGGAACCCCUAGUGAACAUCCUGAAGGAUGCCGGGGUGGAGGCACAGACUGUGCCAGAACCUGGAGAGCCCCGGGGUGCUUACUGUAUGGAUGCCUACAAUGACAGCUUGACUGCAAAGCUCAUUCAGUUUGUGAAACAUGGUGGGGGCUUGCUCAUCGGGGGCCAGGCCUGGUAUUGGGCCAGCAAGCAUGGCUGUGACAAGGUGCUGUCCAGUUUCCCUGGGAAUCUGGUGACAAGUGUCGCUGGAGUGUACUUCACUGAAGUCUAUGGGGACCAAGGCCUGUUCAAAGUCUCUAAGAAGGUGCCCAAGAUCCCACUUCACAUCAGGUGUUGGGAGGAGCUCAAGCAGGACCAGCAGCAGCUCCUGGAAGGGAUCUCUGAGCUGGACAUCAAGACAGGAGGAGUCCCCUCACAGCUGUUGGUGCAUGGGGCUCUGGCCUUUCCCGUGGGACUUGAUGCCUCCCUUGCCUGCUUCUUGGCAGCCGCCCGCUAUGGCCAGGGCCGGGUGGUCCUGGCUGCCCAUGAGGGAAUGCUUUGUGCUCCUAAGUUGGGACAUUUUUUGUUCAAUGCUAUGCGCUGGCUAGUCAGAGGUCAGACAGGCAAAGUUGGGGUGAACACAAGUCUGAAAAAUCUGCAUCCCCUACUGUUGGAGCACGGCCUGGAAUGCAGCCUGGUGUCUCAUCUGACCGGGGACUUGAGUGUGUACUGCUGCUCUGCGUACAGUGCCAAGGAAGCCAAAGAGCUACACGAGUUUGUGGCCGAGGGUGGGGGCUUGCUGGUUGGUGGUCAGGCCUGGUGGUGGGCCUCCCAGAACCCAGGUCUCUCAGCUUUGGCUGGUUUUCCUGGCAAUGUCAUCCUCAACUGCUUUGGCCUCAGCAUCCUGCCUCGGACCCUCAGCCCAGGCUGUUUUCCUGUUCCCACUCCUGAGAUGAGGAGCUACCACUUCCGCAAGGCACUGUCUGAAUUUCAGGCUAUGUUGAACCAUGGAGAUGGAAACUUAGAAAAGAACUGCUUGGCAAAGCUUAGAGUAGAUGGUGCAGGCUUCCUACAGAUCCAUGCAGAGGGAGUCCCUGCUUAUAUAUCCUUGCACCGGUUCCUCAGGAAGAUGCUGAGACAGUCAGGUCUCCCAGCUGUGAGCCACAAAAGCCCAGUGGCCAGUGAUUCCUGUGAGGCCACGAUGCUCUGCCUGGCCACAGAGCUGGUACAUUCUGGAACUGAAUGCUCCCAGCUGUGCCAGGGGCUUGGCACUUGGACCUGUUCCUCUGACCUAUAUCCUUCUGAAGAUCCUAUCACUGUGGAGAUCAAUGGGACCAACCCAGGUGACAGUGAUUCCUGGGUAAGCACUGGGCUCUACCUCCUAGAAGGACAAAAUGUUGAAGUCUGCCUGUCAGAAACUGCCGCCUCUGCUGGCUUAAAGAUACAGAUUGGCUGCCAUACUGAUGACCUGACCACAGCCAGCAAGCUGUCCCGAGCCCCUGUGGUGACUCACCGGUGCUGUAUGGACAAGACUGAACGGUUGGUCUCCUGCCUAUGGGGUGGCCUGAUCUACAUCAUCGUGCCUAAAGGCAGUCAACUGGGUCCUGUGCCUGUCACCCUCCAGAGGGCUGUGCCUGCCCCGUACUACAAGCUGGGGAAGACGUCGCAGGAGGAGUGGAGAAGCUGUAUUGAGGGGAACCCAGCCCCUUGGGGAGAGCUGGCCACAGACAACAUCAUCCUGACCGUGCCGACUACAAACCUCAAAUCCCUCUCAGAUCCAGCACCUCUGCUCCACCUUUGGGAUGAGAUGAUGCAGGCGAUAGCCAGCCUGGCAGCCCAGCCUUUUCCUUUCCACAGACCUGAGAGGAUUGUUGCGGAUGUGCAGAUCUCAGCUGGCUGGAUGCACUCGGGGUACCCCAUCAUGUGCCACCUGCAGUCUGCACAGGAGCUCAUUAAUGAGACGGGCAUGAGAAGCAGAGGGCUGUGGGGAGCCAUCCACGAGCUGGGCCACAACCAGCAGCGGCCCGGGUGGGAGUUCCCGCCACACACCACAGAGGCCACCUGCAACCUCUGGUCAGUCUACGUGCAUGAGACAGUCCUGGGUAUUCCCAGGGCGCGGGCCCAUCCCGCCCUGAGCCCUCCAGAACGAAAGAAGAGGAUCAAAGCGCAUGUGCAAAAGGGAGCGCCUUUGUGUGACUGGAACGUGUGGACAGCUCUGGAAACAUAUCUACAGCUCCAGGAGGCUUUUGGGUGGGAGCCGUUCACCCAGCUCUUCGCUGACUACCAGACCCUCCCUGGCCUCCCCAAAGACAAAGAUGGCAAGAUGAAUCUAUGGGUGAAAAAGUUCUCGGAAGCAGUGCAGAAGAAUCUGGUGCCUUUCUUUCAGUCCUGGGGCUGGCCUGUCCAGAAGAAAGUGGCUGAGAGCCUGUCCUGCCUUCCCUCUUGGGAGGAACACCCCAUGAGAGCCUACAUGGAUUCCAAGGAAUAAAGGGCGGGUAUGAAGGGAGAAGAGAAAAGAUCCCACAGCUAGUCCGCCACUGUGACCUGGCUUGAGAUAAUCCGAGGCUUGAGCUGACAUCUCACUGUUGUCAGAUUCUGGGGUUCCUCAGGUUUUGUUCUAGGUUCUUCUUGCCUUGAACAAAGAAUUGGACAACGUAAGCAUGAAAUGUAGUGAAAUUUUACAUUUAUCAAAGAUAGGAAAACAAACACAGUCUGCAGAGCAAGAACGGGCCAGUUAAAAUUAGGGAAAAAAGGCCACCCUACAGGUGAGUGCAGACCAUUAUGCAAGAGAGAGCCCAGUGGACUCAAAGUUAAUAGUAGCCAUCUUUCGCAUCUCCCACUCUUCAGGCUGAUCUCACCAGUGGAGAUGAAGCUAUGACACACAUGCAGCAGUGGGCUGUUUGUGUCACUGAAAGCUCUAAAAGAUUUGCCAUCACUGAUUCUAGGCCAUCCUGUCAAAAACCUGCUUGAGUUCUCAUGAGAAGAACUGGAGAUAGCGUUCUCUGAUUGGUCCCAGGAGUGGAGCUUUGGGAAUUAUUUUUCUACACAUUUCCCAGAUCUCCAUCACUGUCAGGUCAUGCCCACAGCCAAUUUGCCAAGCCCUAAUCUGCCUCUCUUCUUUGCAACCUGCCUUUGGGAUGAUGGUCAAGGUCAUAAAGACAAAAAUGGAACCAAGGUUCUCAGGAAUGUGCCUUUGUGCUUUCUUUUCUAAUACUAUUAUACCUAACUAGAAACUGGCUUUGCUGUCAUAUUCAUCCAGUAAAGUGCUGGGCUUUAUACUGCCCUCCUGAGGUUUCUAUUUUUCAUCAGUAGUUCGUCAGUAAAGGCCUUGGGUAGUCAUACAUUUUCACUCGCUCUCUGCUCCUAUCCCUGAUCAAGUCAUCCAAUUCUUAUGUUUUGAUAAAUUUUUAAUAGCAAAAGAGACAGGCUGAUGUAACCAACAGAGCCCUGGGCAAAAUUUUGCUUCUGUCUGUGACCUCAGCAUCAAGUGACAAAAAUGACCAAGGCUAUCUUUCCCACACAAACAUGAAUGUGGCCAUCUUCACCAGAAUCAUGGAGCAAAUUAAGUUCAUGAACCAAGCUACCACCGUACUUGCUGGUGUCCUAGCCCAACUGACAUUUUUUUUUCUCAUCUCUGGAAGGAUUCUCAGGUAAAACUAGAAUGGUGUAUACUCAAACUGAAUGUUCUAAAGCUAUUAGGCUUUGGUCUUUUGGGUUUAUUUUGACAGAGACCACCAUAAAAGGACAGAAAAACUUC